Messenger RNA from Blepharisma stoltei, 1014 nucleotides. The record is from the annotation of a GenBank genome assembly. NCBI's taxonomy places the organism in Eukaryota, Ciliophora, Heterotrichea, Heterotrichida, Blepharismidae.
AUGAUAAGCAGUCUGAUAGAUUCAAUGUCUACAAACAAUAUAAAUAUCAAUAUUGAUUUCCAAUCGCUUUCUGAAGAAAUUGCAGUUAUUUUUACAACAAGUCGCCUCAGCAAUGAAACUAUCAGCAUUUAUGAAGGAAUUAGAACUCGAUUAGACAGAAUGAUGAAGCUAGGCAUUAGAAGUGAUUGCAGUGUUGAAAUUUAUGGCUCCGCAAGGAGUGGUUUUGGAAUUGUAGGAAGCGAUUUAGAUCUUAACUUAACAUUCCCCCAGGCUGUAGAAGAGCUUGAGGUGUUGAAAAGGAUCAAAAAGACCAUCAGGAAUUCAUGUAUAAGCUCUAACAUUAUAGAAGCGAGAACUCGCAUACUAAAAUUUAGGCUAACUUCUCAUCCUGAUGUAGAUUCCAGCAUUUCUCUUAACAAUUACUUUGCGCUAAGAAACACUGAACUUCUCAAUACCUAUAGUAAAAUUGAUGAAAGAGUGCCUCAACUAGUUGUUACUGUAAAGCAUUGGGCAAAAAUGAUGGGAAUCGCAGAUACCAUACAGCAUACAUUAUCUCAGUAUGCACAUUCUUUAUUGGUGAUAUAUUUUUUGCAAAGAAGGCAGCCUCCUAUUCUCCCAAAUUUACAAAAUGAUAACAAAAUUUCAGAUUUUUAUCAAGAAUUUGAUUGCGGAUUUGAUAGGGAUUAUGAGAAAUAUAGAGAAUUGGCUCAAAGAAAUACAGAAACAAUAGGGGAGCUCCUUUAUAAUUAUUUUCGAUUUUAUGAAUCGUUUGGAUGAUAUGAUACGAUAGUAGAUAUAUCUAGGUUAGAGCGCGCUAGGAAAGAGAGUAAGCCAAUUAAGAGCCAAUGGACCAAACUUAUAUGCAUAAGGGAUCCUUUUUUAACUGUAAGAAACCUUGGAGAUGUUUGCAAUAAAGAAGGAUCACGCAAAGUAAUUUCAGAGUUUGGAUAUGCAGCAGCUAUGAUAUCUGAAGGGAGAAGCUUGGCAUAUGUGCUAAAUAAUAAUAUGAGCUAA